Messenger RNA from Staurois parvus, 475 nucleotides. NCBI's taxonomy places the organism in Eukaryota, Metazoa, Chordata, Amphibia, Anura, Ranidae. The record is from the annotation of a GenBank genome assembly.
AUGGGCCCCUGUACCGCCUCCUCAUGCUGCUGCCAGGCCCGUAAUCUGCCAUGGGCCCCCGUACCGACUCCUCAUGCUGCUGCCAGGCCCGUAAUCUGUCAUGGGCCCCUGUACCGCCUCCUCAUGCUGCUGCCAGGUCCAGAGUGUGUCAUGGGUCCCUGUACGGCCUCCCAUUGCUGCUGUCUCCAUCGCCACACUCUGCCAUGUGCCACUUUCAGGUCUCCUCACACUGCUGGUGGGUUUCCAUUUUGUCAUAGGGUGCUGUAUGGCCUCCCAUUGCUGCUGCCUCCACCGCCACACUGUGGCUCCACACUCUGGUUUUGGCCCCGUGACUGCCCAAAUGAGUAAAGUGUGCGGUGAUUCUAAGAUCGACGGCACUCAUCUGCAUGUCAUACUGACUGACAGUAUUAUUUCUUUUCCCCAGCAGACUCCAAGGGCAUUUAAAUUAAAGGUACAGUGUUCUGCACUAAUAUAA